This is a messenger RNA of Hypanus sabinus (Atlantic stingray), 8776 nucleotides long. It is a transcript of the gene mre11a, whose product is annotated as MRE11 homolog A, double strand break repair nuclease. The record is from RefSeq and is a predicted model, not a curated record. The transcript has 21 exons. Gene Ontology annotation, molecular function: DNA endonuclease activity; manganese ion binding; 3'-5'-DNA exonuclease activity. Lineage: Eukaryota; Metazoa; Chordata; Chondrichthyes; Myliobatiformes; Dasyatidae. Gene Ontology annotation, biological process: mitotic G2 DNA damage checkpoint signaling; meiotic DNA double-strand break formation; double-strand break repair via homologous recombination. Bases 6233 to 8374 code for a protein of 713 amino acids. Gene Ontology annotation, cellular component: Mre11 complex; nucleus.
UUCACAAUAAAUCCUUCGUCUGUCACCUGUCAGAAAGCAGAUCUCUGGAAUAAGGUGAAGAAUUGCAUUUCUUUCAAGAUGUUUUAAUUUUUAACUAGCAUUGGCUGAUUCAGUUCAGUCAUCAGAACAUCAUAUUGUUGUACAAAUAAAAAUGAAGGAUAAAACUCAUCAAGUAAAUCAAACACCUCAAGGAUUAAAUAAGUACUUAGAGGUAAAAAUUUUCAGUGGCAGCAAUGUGAAACGAACAAUCUGCAACCUGUUUCACAUAUACUCUGAUUUUCAAAAUCUUACAAUUUUUAUUAUGACUUCUAUUACAUGAAUUGUUAUUCUGACUUAGUUAAUUUUUCUAGAAAUCUCUUCUUGACCAGUGAUGAAGAAUGCUUCUGGCCACUAUUGCACAUUGCCAUCAUUUAACAUUUAUCUGAAAUAACGACUGUGGGUCGUGCUCCUACAAUUUUACCGCAGGUGCUGAUGUCUAGUAUGGUCUCAUACUGCUUGUGCAAGUUGUAUGAAAUGCUUUCCCUUAUGUUCUCCAAAAAAAUCAAGCAUCAAUUUAUGCUUUCACACACCAUGCAAUAAAAAUAGUGGCUAUUUCUGAGCAGAGCAUUAAAAAGCUGAUAAAACUUUUAAGAAAUAUCACUGAAUAAUGGUGACAAAAACCAAAAUGAUUGAAUUGCCUAAGUGGACAAAAAAGCUAAAGAACGCUUAUUAAUUUUGAGCCUUAUGCCAAUAUAACAAUAAAUACAGGCCAGCUAAAUAAACAUGCCUAAUUUGGUGUGGGGAGUGUGUACUUAUUCCAUAUCCAAUUAGAAAUGUUCAUCUUCAGCUGCCUAGUCAUUAUCUUAAUAAAAAUCUGCUGGAAGUUAUUGAAAACUGAUUCAAAAUACAAAACAGUUUUAGGACUUUGAGCGUUCAGGAGCAGAGGCAACAAUCCGGCUGUCCUCACAUACCUUCUGACUGUUGUGCAUUGGGUGUUUGUAAGACAAGUGGGCAAAUGUGAAUUGUUUAACAACUUGUUUAUGUUUUUAGUAUCAAGUCUAUUCAUGAACACAAAAGUAAUCUUGCUGAACUACUAAAAAAACUAAGGCUUCCACUGAAAAUUCAGUAUCCUGGUCAUUAAUUUUAUCUUUUCCUCCAGCUUUUGGGUGAGGGAUCGUUUUGCAUAUCAAAUAUAAUACUAUUCUCCUAAGUGAGCAUACAACUAUAUCUACAUAUUCUCUACCAUAAGGAAUCUGUAACCUUGCCUGGUCAGUCUUUAGUUACCCUUUAUAAGCAAUAAUCCAAGCAUAAAUAUUUAACAGUCUUUUAAAUUAUUUUCCCUCCAUAUUCAGUUUUCAAAAUGUAACAACAUACACUUUGUUGUAUUUUCAGAGAAGUCAUUAAUAUUUCCAUGAAAUAACAAGAUAAUUGUAAUCGUUGGAAAUAAAUUCAGUCUGCUAAGUUGCGUAUUUCAAGAAUGUCUGGAGUAGGAAAUUAACCAUAUAACCAUUUCAAUAUACUAACUGUAAACACUCUAAAGCAACACACACAAAAUGCUGGAGGAUCUCAGCAGGCCAGGCAACACCUAAAGAAAUGAAUAAGCAGUCGACAUUUCUUGCUGAGUGUUGUUGCAUGAAUGAAAUCACUGGAGAGAGAGUUACUGGUAGAUACAAAGCAGCUUCUUUAUUUGACAAAAUGGUACAGCAGACAUCAUACCAAGCUGCUUUCGGUGGAAAGGUCUGCUGGCCCAAUGUGGGCUCGAUAUUUAUUUGCUAAACACAAAGGACAAUCUUAAGUACAAAGUAUAAACAAUGCUUUUGAAGCUACAUACAAACUUCACACCUGAUUCGCAUCCAUCCCAGCAGAGUCUGGACUGGGCUUUUAGGAAACCAUUGUUCCAAACUGAAUCCACAAUACAUUUAUUUAGCAUUGUAUGUGCUAAAUAUAGAGGACAAUUCCAUGUUUACAAAGUAUUGAUAAUGCUGUCUUUGAAACUACAUGCAAACCUCACACCUUCUGGUUCACAAGAGACGCCAGCAUCGUCUCUGGACUGGGAUUCACAGCUUUUAGGAAAUGCACUGUUCCAAACUAAAUCCACAAUACACUGUCAAGGAACAGAAGACUGGUGGCUAAAGCCACUUGCUAAAUGUAAAUGACCUAAACCCAAAAAUCACUCCAACACGGAGACCCUUCUUCAAGACUGGAAAGGAAGGGGGAAGACACCAGGAUAAAAAGGUGGGGAGAGGGGAAGCAGAAUAGCUAGCAGGUGAUAAAUGAAGCCAAGUGGAUGAGAAAACACACUACUUUUCCCUGCUCCACAGAUGAAACAGAAAUACAACCCUCUACUAAUUAUAUUAAACAGAUCAGCUGCUUAAUAAAUUCUUCAAUUAUCCUUCAUGCUAAUAAAAGUAACUUUAAAAACUGCAAAUUAUCAAAACCAACAGUGUAAAUGUCUACGAAGUAGCAUACUGGCUACUUAAAACCAGGAAAAGCUACUCAUCUCCUCUUGCAAUUUGCAAAGUGGUUAUAUAAUUGACUCUGUACACAAUUAGGACGUUAGUUGUGGAAAUGGCCUACCUUGCUGAGGAAUUGGAAUUGGGGUUGAUGAAUUAAAAAAGUCUGGCCUAAUUUGGUACAUAGACAGCAUUUUGAGGACUCUAACAGCUGAAGUGAACUAUAUUUUUGUAUGUAUAUAGAAAACAGAACAGUGCAGCACACGACCAGGCCCUUCUGCUCAUGAUGUCCAAGCCAAUUUAAAUUAAUCCCAUCUAUCUGCACCUAGUCUAAAUCCCUGCAUUCCCUGCCUGUUAAUGUGCUUGUCUAAAUGCCUCUUAAAUGUCAUUGUCAUAUCUGCCUGGAAGCAUGUUCCAGACAUCUACCACUCUGUGAGUACAAGACCUGCCUUGUAAGUCACAUUUAAGUUUUCAAAGGUUCAAUGUAUAUUUGUUAUCAAAGUAUGUAUGCAGUAUACAACCCUGGGAUUUGUCUUCCCACAGACAGCCACGAAACAGAGAAAACCAAGGAUUCUGUUCAAAGAAAAACAUCAAACCCCUUCCCCAGUGCAAAAAAAAGACCAAAUCACAGGGAAAAAUAGAAAUAAAACACAAAAUGCAAAAGACCAAAUCGCACAGUCAUUGAAAGAAUCCAAGCAUCCUCAGUUCAGCACAGUUUGGUUCAGUCCAGCACAGCGUCACUCGCUAUCUGCAGGCCACAGUAUCAGCGUGCCAUGGUCAAAAUCACUCAAAACAGCAACGAGAAAAGAAGCAGCCAGAACGCAUCAUAACAUGAAGUACAGAGAUUAAUCCGUAAGUCCCAUUGAUUAAUCCUUGAUGAAACAUUAAUUAAAACUUUCCCCCUAACACUACCUUCUAGUAUGUGACAUUUCCAUUCUGACAACCCUCUCAUAACUUUAUAUACUUCUCUUAAGUUGACUCUUAGCCUCUGAUGCUCCAGUGAAAACAAUCCAAGCUUCUCCAACCUCUCCACAGAGCUAAUAGACUUUCAUCCAGGAAGUACCCUGGAGAACCUUUUGAUUAGUCUCUCCAGAGCCACCACAUCCUUCCUGGAAUGUGGUAACCAGAAAUGCAUAUUUUGUAGAAAAAUACUUUUUUUAAAUAAUUGAUGGCCAAAGCACUCAAACACAUCAAAUACAUAAAGUGCUUUAAAUAUUGGGAAUUAAAAGGACAUGAUUCAUGUAUUUUAAUAGGUGUUAGCAAUCCCAUUAAAGCAUUAACUGUUGUUAAAGAGGGCAUUAUUUCUAUUUGUUACUGAGCUACUGAAGAUUUGACUUUAUUCAAGCUAUGUCUCAAGCUAUUAUUCAAGUCUCAAUUUUUCUUCUGAAUACAUAUUUAAAUACUUAAAGGGCUACCUGGGCCAGGGCUCCACUGAAACAGGAUAAUCAGUUACAGCGGAUAUCAAUUCCAAGAGGGAUUAAAAGUGUUUAUGACUUGUUUAUACUUCCAGAGAAACCUGAUCUGUUUUACAUGAAUGAAACAACAAUGCUGAGGCCCCCUUGUCGAUGCCAACAGCUCACAUUGGCUAAAGAACUAACAUCAGCAAAUGAAAGUUGAGACGGGGUAGCUUGCCUUGAGUGAAAGUUGUGCUAGAGCAUGACCCAAGAUUCUCAGGCCGGUCUUUAAAGUUGUGGAUAAUUAUGGAUAAUUAAUAUCCCAAAGAAAACAGAAGAAUGCAUUGGACAAAAACAUUGACGGACACCAAAAAUCGAUAUGCCUCAGAUGCUCUCUCAACUGGCACCACCCCCACUUGUCUCCUCUUGCUUUCAUUCUGUGCAGACAUCCCCUUUCUAGUCUCAACUCUCCUCCUUCUUCAUACUUUAAACAAGUUUGAUUUCGAACUCUUGAACAGUAAUACUGUUUUUCUAUCCACAUAUGCUGCUUGACCUGCUGGGUAAUCUCUGUCAUUACUGGAACCCGUUUAAGACUAUUUUCUGAUUUUCAGGCAUUGCUUGACUACCAAAAUUCUUUAAAUUAUUUAAUGGCAUUGGGAAUAACACACUUUUUGAUAGUAAUAUUGAAAAGCUGGAUGGACUUGGGAGAAUCUUGUAGAAAUUCACUUGUCAGAACAAUGGUUAUAUUCAUCAUUGGACAAAUUUUCAUUACAUGUCACUUCUGUAAUCUUGAGAAAAGAGAUUAAAACAACUGCAAGACCUGAUAGGAUCAAGGCAAGGAAUCAUCAUUGUUAGCUUCUGAUUUGUGCAUUGUGGUUUUGGAACUCCAAUUCUCUCAGGAUCUUUGACAGCAUUAACAUUUGUCCAGUGUCUGUCAAUUGUAGCAUGCAGCUCAUUAUGUGAACCAAAGUGCUAUUUAAAGAAGCUAUCAAUUAUUUUUGGAUCAGAGGCCCAAUGGCUCAGCCGCAUCUAUGCUGGUGCCUGGUAGUCUCCAUAGUUGUUUCAAGCUGAAAAUUGUCAUAAGAAAUUAUGUAAUAGAUGCAGCACAAACCAACUGCUCUUAUGCAUUGUUAAUUUGCAUGUUCCUUUUGGAAAAUGGAUGUCUUAGAGUAGUGGUCACCAACCUUUUUAAGCCCAAGAUCCCCUACCUCAGCCUUAGUGAUCGACCUACUAAAUCAGUUAGUCACAUACAUACGCACUGGGUAAAGAACGGAAAUAAAACCCCGCAACCCAGAAGCAGAAAUAAUUAUGUACACCAGGGGUCACAACCCUUUUUUGCACCGCGGACCAGUUUAAUAUUGACAAUGUUCUUGCGGACUGGCCGACCGGGGGGGGGGGAGGUGCGGGGGUGUUAAACACGACUGGAAUACAACGAUACUCGAAGCAGGUUCCUGAUGUCCAGUCUAUUCCGCAGUUUAGUUUACGUGGCUCUCAGCACUUAGCUUCUGUCGCGCACUGCUCAUGUUUUUUCCAUUGUAAAAACAGCGGGUUUGUCUUUAAAUGCAGGGUGCCUAAGUAGUUUGGAGUGCUUCAAUGCCUUAUUAGACAGCCUCCCGAACUCCAGCCUUCUGCCCGCCCGCCGCCAGACACCUCGGUCAGGUGCGGCUGGGGUGAAGUCCGGAGGUCCCCGUACCGGGGCCGUGGCGGUCACAGUCUGGAGAGAGUGCGACAGGACGUAUGCCCACCCCCCUUGCAGAAUCUCUCGGCCAACAAAAGUUUGCUUCAGUCGAUCGCAGCGAGGCAGCUGCUCUGUUACUUACGAAACCCUGAGCCCGAAUUAGGUCGUCUGCGAAUAUCCUGGCACUGGGUUCCCCAUGAACACCCAGUGUGCUAAACAGGUUCAGAGGCGGCGCCCACCUGUCCACGCUGCAGGCUGGUAGCAUCGGCACUUGCGAGUCAGCCGGUUACCCGAGGCCAAACAGUGAUCCCUGGCGUGAGGGUGUCACUGCGCUUAGGCGACUGAUUACCUCCCGUGCAUUCAAGUUCAACAAAUCAUAUCGUUUCCUCGCUGCCCAGUGCUUGGGGACCACUGAAGUACACUGUGUAGUGCGUGGUGAGGGAGCUACACACAUAUACACUGGGCAGAAAGAACGGAACUGAUACCCCACCACCCGGAAACAACCUCAAAACAGUAUUCGUGUAUUUAUUUUUACUGGGAAAGUCUCAAAGAUCGAUGUGUUGGCGACCACUACUUCGGUCGUGAUCUGCAAUGCAUUCUCAAGGUCUCUUAAGGGGUGUUGAAGACAAAUUCAGUAACAACUUCCAAAAAAGAAUUCAGGUAACAAUGAUGUCAUCCGGGUAACACUGAGUGCCUGUGCAGCCUUGCAGCACCUGGUCCAUAGCUUUAUGCCAGAGUGCAGAGAUGAUCAGGAUACUUUGAAAAUUUUAAUUGCAACUGACAUUCAUCUUGGUUAUUUGGAAAAAGAUGCCAUAAGGGGAAAUGAUACUCUUGCAACCUUUGAUGAGAUUUUAAAAUGUGCACAGGAUAAUGAGGUUGAUUUUAUACUGCUGGGUGGAGACCUCUUUCAUGACAACAAACCUUCCCGGAAGACUUUACAUACUUGUAUGGAGUUAAUGAGGAAAUACUGCAUGGGAGACACUCCAGUACAGUUUGAAAUAUUAAGUGAUCAGUCAGUUAAUUUUGGUUAUAGUAAGUUUCCCUGGGUAAACUAUCAAGAUGGAAAUUUAAAUAUCUCCAUUCCUGUUUUCAGUAUUCAUGGUAACCAUGAUGACCCUACAGGGGCUGAUGCACUGUGUGCUUUGGAUAUCUUGAGCUGUGCGGGAUUAAUGAACCAUUUUGGGCGUUCUAUGUCAGUUGAGAAGAUUGACAUUAGCCCCAUUCUGAUUCAGAAAGGAGGUACCAAGCUGGCCCUCUAUGGGUUAGGAGCCAUUCCAGAUGAACGUCUCUACCGAAUGUUUGUAAAUAAACAAGUCACAAUGCUGAGGCCAAAGGAAGAGGAAGACAGCUGGUUUAACAUGUUUGUCAUUCAUCAAAAUAGGAGCAAGCAUGGAGCUACCAGUUACAUUCCAGAGCAAUUUUUGGAUGACUUCCUUGACCUUGUCAUUUGGGGACAUGAGCAUGAAUGUAAAAUAGCUCCCACAAGAAAUGAACAACAGCUGUUUUAUGUUUCACAGCCGGGAAGCUCUAUUGUCACCUCCCUUUCUCCAGGAGAAGCUGUAAAAAAGCAUAUUGGAUUACUGCGAAUCAAAGGAAAGAAAAUGAAUAUGCAGAAAAUUCCUUUGAAAACGAUUCGUAAGUUCUUUAUUGAGGAUGUUGUCCUGGCGGAUCACCCUGGCAUAUUUAAUCCAGAUCACCCUAAAGUUACACAGAAAAUAGAAGCUUUCUGUGUAGAGAAGGUGGAAGGAUUAUUGGAAGUUGCUGAAAGAGAACGCAUUGGAAAUCCAUGUCAGCCAGAAAAGCCUCUAAUAAGACUGAGGGUGGAUUACAGUGGUGGAUUUGAACCCUUCAAUACUCUUCGAUUUAGCCAGAGAUUUGUUGAGCGAGUGGCGAACCCCAAGGAUAUCAUUCACUUUUUCCGGCAGAGAGAACAUAAAGAUAAAAAAACAGAUACAGAGAUUAAUUUUGAGAGAAUUACAAAUACAUCUUUAGAAGGGAUGACAUUAAGAGUGGAGGACCUAGUCAAACAGUAUUUUGAGACGGCGGAAAAAAGUAUUCAAUUGUCACUGCUAACGGAAAGGAGCAUGGGUGAAGCAGUGCAAGAGUUUGUUGACAAGGAAGAAAAAGAUGCUAUUGACAUAAUCGUAAAAUUACAAUUGGAAAAGACUCAACAGUUUUUGAAAGAGCGGCAUAUUGACGGUAUCGAGGAGAAAAUUGAUGAAGUAGUAAAGCAAUUUCGUGAAAUGAGAAAAAAUAAUACAGCAGAAGAGGAUGAAGAGGUUAAAAAUGCAAUCAUUCGAACUAGGGGACAUAGAGUUGAAGAAAAAGGCAUCUCAUCAUUUCGUAGUGAUGACGACAUGGAUUACAUGGAGAAUAUUGAAGAUAAUGUAGAUUCUGAUGAAAAUGUAUUGGGAUCUACGAGCAGGCGAGGAAGAGGUCGUGGAAGGGGCACCACCAGAAAACAGAGUUCCUCCACUGGAAGAGGAGGAUCUGGAAGAGGGGGCAGAAGCAGUGGAAGGGAAACCAGCAAAGAAUCAAAGGCCCCCAGCAGCAGCAAGGCAUACAAGGCCCCAGUAGUUACACAAUCAAGAAAAGUACCAAUCGCAGAAGCUUUUAAAGCAGCAAGCCAGCGGCGAGCACAGACCACACCCAUAGAGGUUAUAAGUAGUGAUGAUUCAGAUAUGGAAAUUACCUCUUCAUGUACUUCUUCAAAGCCAAACCAAAGGACUUCAAGUACGUCAGAAUCUUUCAGUAAGAGAGGCCCACAAAGCUUUUCUAAAGGAGUAAAUUUUUGUGAUGAUGAAGACGAUGAUGAGGACGAAUACGAUCCCUUUAAAAGUUCUACAAGCUCAAGAAGAGGCAACAGAUAACUUGUCAAUCCUCUGGAUUGUGCUGCCGUUUACAUUCUGGAUUGUCAGGAAUUUGAUUCAGUAUCAUUGUUCUUGUAACAAUGUUUAAACAGGUUUUAAAAUUUAAAAACACCUAUCAUUUAUAUGUUGAUGCACAGUAUUAGAUAUGAAUACUUUUUUGUGAGCUACAUACGAAUGUAUAUUGUUUAAGAAAUCUGAUCCACUCUGAAUCAAUCUUUGUAAGAAGUCUAUUAUUUGAAAGCUUCAGCAUAAUGCUUCUAAAAUAGUCUCCAGCUACCCUGAAAUUUUGUUAUAACUAAUUGGAUUAUCUGUCAAUUAAAAAAUAUCUCGUCAGUGUCCAGUGGAUCUGCAAUGAAUAAUCAAAUAUAAAUUACUGAUGCAAUUAAAAUAAUAUUGCAAUAA